AUGUUCAAACUGCACAACCCGCGAGCUAAAAUGCACAUACUUGAAAGUCGCCGCCGCUCGUCGCAAUACAGCCCAUCUUACCCCCCUAGCUCAACAUCCGAUAUACCUCGGGCUCUAGAUGGUCAUGGCUCGCCGAAAGCAGCGAUGCCCGGUCCAGUCAUGCCGACAAACUCAAUCCCGACAACCCAAACAAACUCAUUCGGCAUCGACAACCUAGAAUUAAUGCACAAGUUUGCAACAGAGACAUAUGAAAGUCUCUGCAUCAGCGAGUCAGAAACAAAGAUUUGGCAAAUAACCGUCCCAAACCUCGCCUUCAAAAAUCACUACCUGAUGAGCGGGAUCUUGGCGCUAGCCUCAAUGCACAUCGCAACAACAUGCGAGCCAUCAGAGUUAGCAGGCCAGUAUCACGAAACAGGACUGCAGUAUUACAAUCGCAGCCUAGCGCCAUUCCGCAAGGCGAUCGAUAACAUCACGCCGCAGAACUGCAACGCGGUAUUCGCGCACUCGAUCGUCAUGAUCGCGAUCAGUAUCGCCUCACCCCGACUAAUUGUCACGAAAGACGAGUACGCUAGUAUUACGGAAAACAUCGUGAUAAUAUUUGAGCUACUCCAGGGCGUGAAGAAGAUCAUGCAAGUCAGCAAUUCGUGGAUCAAGCUGGAAUUGUUCACACGGGGCGAGUUUUGGAAGAAAGCGCCUACUGAGCUUGAUCCCGAUACGGAGGCUGCGCUGACACAUCUGGCGGCAUUGAACGAUGAGGUUAUGAUUGGAAUUUACUCGGAUCAGCACCGCAUUAAUAAAAAUGUUAUUGCGUAUUUGAGGCAUUGUUACGCUAAAUUCGCGCAUUCGGCGGAUCCAGCGCCGGUUCUUUCUUGGCUUGCGCGAGUUGAGAAGGAAUUUGUUGAUAGCGUCCGGUGUCGGCAGCCAUUUUCCUUGCUCAUUCUUAUGUAUUGGGGGUGUUGUUGA
Penicillium coprophilum is the source of this 963-nucleotide messenger RNA. RefSeq lists its product as uncharacterized. The record is from RefSeq and is a predicted model, not a curated record. Gene Ontology annotation, molecular function: DNA-binding transcription activator activity, RNA polymerase II-specific. Gene Ontology annotation, biological process: regulation of transcription by RNA polymerase II. Lineage: Eukaryota; Fungi; Ascomycota; Eurotiomycetes; Eurotiales; Aspergillaceae. Bases 1 to 963 code for a protein of 320 amino acids. The transcript has a single exon.